AUGGGUUUAGCGUCAGAGACACAGCGAACUUCAAGAUGCCAAUCUAAACUGCGAACCACAGCUCAAUGCCCUUACUUAGGGAAACACAAUCGUGUCCCUCGAGCGCAUUUCCAUCGUCCGGGAAUGUAUGGUUUAAAAUCGGUUCAGAAAAGAGGACCAGACGGAUCAACGCAAGAUGAGGGCAUUGCGCCGGCUCCGAUGCCCUCCAGCGCGGACUGGGUUACGGCUACCCAAGCAUCUCGGCCCACAUUGUGCAAAUCAAACAAAUCAUCCUGUCGUCAACUCGCACGCUGCUUCUCCUCAGAGAUAAGGUCAAACACAUCCACGCACAGGCGAGCUGACCAUAGUCAGCAAACCUGUCGCCUUCGGCUUCGGAAGGAGCGCACGUCGCCUCGAUUCCCGCUCGCUGUUGUGGAAGAGGAGUGA
This is a messenger RNA of Colletotrichum abscissum, 426 nucleotides long. RefSeq lists its product as uncharacterized. The transcript has a single exon. NCBI's taxonomy places the organism in Eukaryota, Fungi, Ascomycota, Sordariomycetes, Glomerellales, Glomerellaceae. Bases 1 to 426 code for a protein of 141 amino acids. The record is from RefSeq and is a predicted model, not a curated record.